This is a messenger RNA of Tarenaya hassleriana, 2393 nucleotides long. RefSeq names its product CTP synthase. Gene Ontology annotation, molecular function: identical protein binding; CTP synthase activity. Bases 233 to 2077 code for a protein of 614 amino acids. Gene Ontology annotation, biological process: pyrimidine nucleobase biosynthetic process; CTP biosynthetic process. The transcript has 22 exons. NCBI's taxonomy places the organism in Eukaryota, Viridiplantae, Streptophyta, Magnoliopsida, Brassicales, Cleomaceae. The record is from RefSeq and is a predicted model, not a curated record.
CCUAAAACCCUUCUCCCUCCCUCUCUCUCUCUCUCUCUCUCUCUCUCUCUCUCUCUCUCUCGUUUCGCUCAGAGAAAUUUUCCCUCUUCCAGUCGCUUUCACGCUCUUUUCGCUUCCCUUAUCCAAAACCCAGAAACCAGGUUUUGAGAUCGAAGAUUCCGGGGAAACGCAAUCGCCGGUUUCUACCAGGAUUAUUUGAAUAAGAAAAGGUCUAAACUUGGGAACAAGGAAGAUGAAGUACGUGCUUGUAACGGGAGGUGUAGUGAGUGGAUUGGGCAAAGGAGUGACCGCAAGCAGUAUCGGAGUCCUUCUUAAGGCCUGUGGUCUUCGCGUUACUUCCAUCAAAAUCGAUCCUUAUCUGAACACAGAUGCUGGAACCAUGUCCCCUUUCGAGCAUGGUGAAGUGUUUGUCUUGGACGAUGGUGGUGAGGUGGAUCUUGAUCUCGGAAACUACGAGAGGUUUCUAGAUAUCAAACUGACCCGCGAUAACAAUAUUACCACCGGGAAGAUUUACCAGUACGUUCUUGAUAAAGAGAGGAAAGGAGAUUAUUUGGGAAAGACUGUUCAGGUUGUUCCUCACAUCACUGAUGCAAUCCAAGAAUGGAUUGAGAGGGUUGCAAAGAUUCCCGUGGACGGCGAGGAAGGUCCUGCCGAUGUGUGUGUCAUCGAGUUGGGCGGAACUAUCGGAGAUAUCGAGUCCAUGCCCUUUAUCGAGGCCCUUGGCCAAUUCUCCUACCGUGUAGGCCCUGGAAACUUUUGUUUGAUCCACGUCAGUCUCGUGCCUGUGCUCAAUGUUGUCGGUGAACAGAAAACGAAACCUACUCAGCAUAGUGUUCGUGGGCUACGUGGAUUGGGUUUGACACCGAAUAUCUUGGCUUGUCGGAGUACCAAGGCACUCGACGAGAAUGUGAAAGCCAAACUAUCUCAGUUUUGCCAUUGUCCGACUCAGAAUAUCUUCACUCUCUAUGAUGUUCCCAACAUUUGGCAUAUCCCUUUGUUGCUAAAGGAACAGAAGGCUCAUGAGGCACUCUCAAAAGUGCUUAACCUUGCUGGUAUCACUAAAGAACCGUCAUUGGAGGAGUGGACUGCCAGGACUAAUAUAUGUGACAACUUGCAUGUGCCGGUGAGAAUCGCUAUCGUGGGGAAAUAUACAGGACUCUCCGAUGCCUAUCUCUCGGUCUUGAAGGCACUCUUGCAUGCUUCUGUUGCUCGCUGGAUAAAGCUCAUUGUUGAUUGGGUUCCAGCCUGUGAUCUUGAAAAGCCCACCGAAAAAGAGAAUCCAGAUGCAUACAAGGCUGCAUGGAAGUUACUUAAGGGUGCAGAUGGAAUUCUUGUCCCGGGAGGAUUUGGUGAUAGAGGAGUCGAAGGAAAGAUUCUUGCAGCAAAAUACGCCCGGGAAAACAGAAUUCCGUACCUUGGUAUCUGUCUUGGUAUGCAGAUAGCUGUCAUCGAGUUUGCACGGUCAGUUCUUGGCUUGCACGAUGCAAACAGCACAGAAUUCGUUCCCGACACAAAAAAUCCAUGCAUCAUAUUCAUGCCUGAGGGCUCGAGAACUCAUAUGGGAGGAACUAUGCGCCUGGGAUCGAGAAGAACCUUUUUUCAUGUAAAGGACAGCAAAUCCGCUAAACUAUAUGGAAACAAGAGCUUUGUUGAUGAGAGGCAUCGCCACAGAUACGAGGUGAAUCCUGAUAUGGUUGCCCGCCUGGAGAAGGCCGGUCUAUCUUUUACCGCAAAAGAUGAAACUGGAAAACGGAUGGAGAUCGUCGAAAUUCCGACUCACCCCUUUUUCGUCGGUGCUCAAUUCCACCCCGAGUACAAAUCCAGACCCGGGAAAGCUUCUCCCUUGUUCUUAGGACUGAUCGCAGCAUCAUGUGGGGAGCUAGAUGCACUCCUUCAACCGGGUUCUGUACACCAAGACAGCAACCAUCAUCAUCAUCAUCUGGUAGGGAAUGGAACGGCGGAUCCUGUUAGUGUCUACUGCAAAGGAACCGCCAAGAAAUCUCCAAACGUGUUGGGAGAUGCAGUAAGAUAUAACGGCUACUGCAAUGGCAUCUACACCAAGUAUGCAAUUGAAUGAAUCUCUCUCUCUCUCUCUCUCGGUUUGGCCUUUUGGACGGAUUCAAGGAUUAAACUUUUAGAGCAAGUAAUUGCCUUAAACUUGGUAGUUACCGUGGUUUGGUCUUAGGAUUUUUCUCUGUACAGUUUGAUUCAAGAUUUGUCAGAUUUCAGACACAGCAGAAGAGUUUCUUGAAGAACGUAGAAUCUCUGAAAUCACGGUCGAUCCCCAGAUUUUUUUUUUUAAAAUUUUCUCAAAAGGGGAUGUCAGUAGUAUAUGUAUUGUCGAACGGUUUGUAUUACGUUUGGCCUUAAAUUUCCCAUCUUUUAUUCGAUCA